Perca flavescens (yellow perch) is the source of this 1111-nucleotide messenger RNA. RefSeq names its product Yip1 domain family, member 3 (gene yipf3). The transcript has 7 exons. Lineage: Eukaryota; Metazoa; Chordata; Actinopteri; Perciformes; Percidae. The record is from RefSeq and is a predicted model, not a curated record. The coding region runs from base 205 to 1101 and encodes 298 amino acids. Gene Ontology annotation, cellular component: Golgi apparatus.
CACGUCUCCUCCGUCCCAUAUGCUCGGUGUCGUCAUCGCGUUCCCUGCGUGCACUAGUGUUGUGGCGUUUAGUAAUGUAGAAAUUUAGAGACCAAAACACGAGUUUCUGGGUUAAAUAACCGCCGUCAGGAAGCCAAAGGGAUCGUUCACACCGACACCGACCCGGUACUAACACCGUAAUCUACCGGGGACACUGCUGUAGCCAUGUCUGCGGGGUCCGGGAACAGAAACACGAACACGGAACCGUGGGGAAGCUUCGAUGAAAACCUCAUCCAGCCUGGUCCUGGUGGGGCUGCUGUCAUCGACAUGGAGAACAUGGACGAUACGUCCGGCUCGAGCUUCGAGGACGUGGGCGAGCUGCACCAGAGGAUGGAGGACGAGGACGAGGGCGCCGCCGAGGAAGACCAGCAAGACCACGAGGACUUCCUCGGGAUGAAGGGCCUCAAGGGCCAGCUGGGCAGACAGGUCGCUGACGAGGUGUGGCAGGCGGGGAAGCGCCAGGCGUCCCGAGCGUUCAACCUGUACGCCAACAUCGACAUCCUGAGGCCCUACUUCGACGUGGAGCCCGUGCAGGUCCGCAGCAGUGUGUGUGUGUGUGUGUGUGUUCAGAGGGAGGGGACCCUGAUGGGAACAGCCAUAGGAACAUGUUUUGGUUACUGGCUCGGUGUUUCCUCCUUCAUCUACUUCCUGGCGUACCUGGUCAACGCUCAGAUCACCAUGCUGCAGACUCUCUCACUGCUGGGUUACGGUCUGUUUGGGCACUGCGUGGUCCUCCUCAUCACCUACAACAUCCACUUCCACUUCCUGUUCUACGUGCUGUGGCUACUGUGUGGAGGACUGUCCACUCUGCGCAUGGUGGGGGCCCUGCUGUCCCGUACGGUUGGUCAGACCCCCCGGCUGCUGCUGUGCGGGACUCUCUCCGUCCUCCACAUGCUGUUCCUCUUCUACCUGCACUUCGCCUACCACAAGAUCCUGGAAGGGCUGCUGGACUCUCUGGAUGGACCCAACAUGGCGCCCAUCCAGCGGGUGGCGAGAGACGUUCCUGAACUGACCCUGAACACGACGAUGAAGAACCUGGAGAUCCUGAUGAAGACCCACUGAGACACACACA